Talaromyces stipitatus ATCC 10500 is the source of this 1134-nucleotide messenger RNA. Its product is annotated as oxidoreductase, putative. The transcript is spliced from 2 exons. The record is from RefSeq and is a predicted model, not a curated record. NCBI's taxonomy places the organism in Eukaryota, Fungi, Ascomycota, Eurotiomycetes, Eurotiales, Trichocomaceae. Gene Ontology annotation, molecular function: nucleotide binding. The coding region runs from base 1 to 1134 and encodes 377 amino acids.
AUGGCACCUAUCCGCGUUGGAUUUAUCGGGCUCUCUUCAAAAAAGCAGGAUGCCUAUUUGGGACCAGGGUCUUGGGGUGCACUGGCGCAUCUUCCCUACUUGCUCUCUUCUCCGGAUUACAACAUUGUCGCGCUUGCGAACUCGUCUGAAGAGGCAGCUCGUAAAGCUAUCAAGGCCUAUAACCUACCAGUGACAACCAAGGCAUACGGUAGCGGAGAAGAGAUUGCCAAAGACCCAGAUGUUGACCUCAUAGUUAUCAGUGUAGUGGUUAUGAAACACUAUGAACUCGUCAAACCGGCCCUUUUGGCCAAGAAACAAGUCUUUGUCGAAUGGCCGUUGGGAGCUACUCUCGACGAAUCCAAGGAACUCGCUGCUUUGGCGAAGGAGAAUGGUGUCAGAACAAUAGUUGGAGCGCAGGCUCGCGCAGAUCCGCUCGUGGCAAAAGUAAAAGAGAUACUGGGUUCAGGACAGAUAGGCGGUGUGAGAAGUUCUUCGGUCUUGGGGUGUUUCAGUUCGAUAUAUGCCAUGGACGUGUGGUUUGAAGGUGCUGAGUAUUAUUUGGACAUGAAGAGCGGCGGGAACUCUUUCAUGAUCACUUUUGGCCAUUUUUUCGAUUCCUUUACCGAUGUUCUCGGCGAAUUUGUCGAACCACAGGCUACCCUCAAGACAUUCAAAAACAAGAUACCGAUUGUAGGCGCCGAUGGACAGAUAAAAUUAUCAGAACAUCCAAAAAACACCCCAGAUCAUAUCCUUGUUCAAGGUGUCCUUAAGCAGAGCGGCGCAGUAGCUUCGAUCUGCUAUAGAAGUGGAAAGUCCACUGUGGAUGGCGUCGCCAUUCGGUGGCUGAUAACAGGCACCAAGGGGGAGAUAGAAGUUACCGUACCUGAGGUAUAUUGGCAAAUGUCAGAUCCAGGAAGGAAGCUGCGAUUGAGAAUUGGAACCGACGAAGCUAUCGACGUUCCUUUUGCAAACUAUGAAGACAAGACCGGUCUCGAACGACUGAGCAUUAACGUGGGGGGGUUGUAUGAUGCGUUCUUGAGAGAUGAUCAGUCCCGUUAUGCGACAUUUGGUUCAGCUUUGGAGACUCAUGAAUUGUUGGAUAAGAUUUUGAAAAAUUCCGGUUCCAACACCUAG